AUGAAAGAGGCUAAUCCAUCGUUUUUGCCUCUAGCAUCUGUUCUUCAGGAUGACACACCUUCGCUACCCGACGCUUCCAAACUCAUCGAUGGUGACACUGAAGAAUUCAUUCGGGUAACAAACACACAACCAGCCGUCAUUGCCGAUGUCAUAAAGCAACGUUCCCCGAGUGUGAUUGCAGCACUAAAAUUGACAAUCAAAGAUGAAAUAGCCGCAGCUUGUCAAACGUUAUGCCGACGCUCCGAUGGCUCGGUUUUAUAUAGCAACAGGAACAGCUUCGAGACUUUGAAGGGAUUUGAUUUUGAUCGCGUUUGGACAGAAAUGAAAAGUAUUGUGCCUUUUUUCAUAGAGAUCAUGAAUGCCGUGUCUGGAAAGAACUUAGGAAUGGAAAACACAGAGCGUGAUGUGCGUGUCAAGUUCUGCUUUCUCUACUCGGUUGUUAUGAACGAAAGAUGGCAUGAGCUGAGUCUGUUGAAACGCUUUUUUUUAAGAAAAAAAUUUUCAUAG
Molecule: messenger RNA, 507 nt
Organism: Porites lobata
Lineage: Eukaryota; Metazoa; Cnidaria; Anthozoa; Scleractinia; Poritidae
Source: the annotation of a GenBank genome assembly